AAGAAAUAUGCAUUGAUGCUGUUGUCUUCUCCGGUUAUUACCACACACAGGAGGCGAGUGAGGAGCAUAAUGUCAGUGUCAUCUCGUGCAAGUUUUCGUCAUGGAGCACCCGGAUGUAGUCACGGAAAGAGGAACAGUGGUACCAAGUUUGAAACUGAGAACGAUAUAUAUGCCGCAUACAGUGAGGAAGAUCAGCCGGAUGUUUUACGUAUACUAGAUAUAUUAAAGAUGAAUCAGCUCACAGUGUAUGACCCCCAUCUAGAUGCUUUACCGUCUCAAACCAUUUUUAAAGCCUGGCUGGAACAAGGGAUACACAUGUCAAAAAUCACGGUGAUUUUUCUGACAAAGAAGUUCAUAAGUCAUGUCUACUGUAGAUAUCAGGCUGACAACGCUGUUGUCAGAUAUGCAAAAACCAAAGGUCGACAUAGGGUCAUACUUGUCAUGCUUCAAUCGUGUAAGAUUCCGAAGAAUUUACACCAUUUCAACUGUGUGUACGCCUGGAGGUUCCGUGAGAGCCCGGAGGAGCAGUAUGCAAGGAUUUUAAAAGCAAUAUUUGCUCCACGUCACAAGUUCAGAAGAGGAACUAUGUUAUGGACAAAUGUGGGUAGAAAUACCGCCAAAAUAGCAAAUAAAAGAAUAAACGAGCUUUCUGUCUUAAGCCAAUCUGUUAAACAGGAAAAGUCAUUGCUAAAUUACGCAAAUUUAGUCUUUAAUUUGAGCAAAGUCAAACUUACUUUGGAAAACUGUGAGCUUAAAUGUACGAGCGAAAAUUGUGGUUUUCACUGUAGCGGCGACAAAAUCAUCGACAAAUUCUUUCCGCAUAUCAAAAGAUGUAGGUAUCAACAGGUAAAAUGUCGGUUUUGUCGGCAGACGACCUUACGCAAAAAUCUUGAAAGACAUGAGCAGACGACAUGCAAACGCAGACAUAUCAAAUGUCCAAAUGAUUCUUGUGGAAAGCAGUUAGCUGCAGCCGAAAUGUUCAAUCACGAGCGUAAAUGCUCGUACAAAAUUGUCGUCUGUCCAAAUGAAGUUUAUGGGUGUAAUGGAGUUUUUGCGCGUAAAGACAAAACAAAGCAUUUGGAAAUUUGUGAUUACGAAAAGAUAACUUUGCAAAAUCUGUCAUCAAAGUUUACACAUGACCGAUGGAUAUGCAAUGGACAGAAUAUUCAAACGUUGUGUGAAAUGUGUCAUAAAUGUGUCAGUAAUGGCAGACGAGAUUCACACACCAGAUCCUGUUUUUGUGAUUAUAACGAUUCACAGACCGGAAUGAACGCUGCCACACCACCAGGAACUAUUCAAUCACUUGCGCUUGGUACGCAUCCCAUACCGGAAACCGAACGUUCCUCUUUUGGAGCAGGGUCUUCUAGCCUUCGAAUGGCUGGGUAUCGGCAACGCACCGGUGUGUCACCAACAUACGAGAGGGCCGCUUUUUGA
Ruditapes philippinarum (Manila clam) is the source of this 1434-nucleotide messenger RNA. RefSeq lists its product as uncharacterized. Gene Ontology annotation, molecular function: zinc ion binding. The transcript is spliced from 7 exons. Gene Ontology annotation, biological process: signal transduction. Bases 16 to 1434 code for a protein of 472 amino acids. Lineage: Eukaryota; Metazoa; Mollusca; Bivalvia; Venerida; Veneridae. The record is from RefSeq and is a predicted model, not a curated record.